GCACUACACUCACUAUGGCUUUAGCCGCAAGCAGGACGCUCUUGGCGCUUUUCAUCACGUUUUGCACACCAGGAUGCGGAUAUGCAGUCCUUUCCAACCCCAGCACAGCAUCCACAGAGGGCUGUCAACAUGAGUCUGCAGAAAAGCCCUUGCGGCAACACAAUGGGAAACAGACGUCUGUGGAGAAGGGCCUCAAGGAGAGCUGGGAGCCUUCAAUCCAUCUGGAUGGAAGACCUGUGGACCGCUUCAUGAUAAGCUCCAGCAAACCCUCAAGGUCUCACCGCCUCACUAAAGUGGGAAGGGAUAGUCGCUCUCAUCUUCUGGAGGAUGUAGACCCCGAAUGGAUUAACCUGGAUGGCUUUGCUGUGUUGGGCGGUGGACCUGUCAACACCUCAGCAGCAGGUCCACCCAGGUCUCCACAAAUUGCAUCCAGAAGUCAACCUUCUGUACAGCGGGCCACCAGAGUGGAUCGAACAGCUCACCCUUUGGGCAUGUCAAAUACAAGGGCUCACAGGAGGGCUCCACAGUCCUCUUCAGGUCCCAGGCAACCUGAGAGAGCUUUGGCAGGAGCUCCUCCGCUGGAAAGAAGACGCACUCACCACACCAAGCCUCAGUCUGACCAAAGAAACCGAAACACACAGAAACUAACAUCUGAGUCCGUUCAUGUGGUGUCACUACAGGCACAGAGAGCCCUGGGCCAGAGCGCACCCAUCAACAGAGCAGUCGCAUCCAAAAUAACCACACCAGAGCCACCAGAGUAUGAGGCUAAGGACAUCAGCGUCAGAGUUAUGUCCCCUCAGUCAGUCCUCAUCUCCUGGGUUGACCCUGCUGUUGAGAUGGGAAAGGUGGAACCUGGGAUAUCAAGAUCCUACACAGUUAGGUACAGGGAAAAGGGUGAGUCAGCACGCUGGGAGUACAAGGACAGCACCCAGAGAAGAAUGAUGAUUGACACCCUGUCUGCUGAUGGCAUGUAUGAGUUUUCUGUGAGAAUCUCUCAAGGAGAAAAUCAGGGCAAAUGGAGUGUCUCAGUUUUUCAGAGGACCCCAGAGUCAGCACCGUCUGGGCCACCGGAGAAUUUUGAGGUCAAGCCACUACGAGGAAAAGGAACUGCAGUAACAGCAACAUGGGAUCCACCUGAAGAACCAAAUGGCAGGAUAAGAGAGUACAUCCUGUUCUAUGCUCCUGCUAUGAAGCCAUUUGGAAUGAAAAGUGUGACGUAUCGGGGAAGCACCACCACAGCCACCAUAGAUGGCCUCACACCAGGAGAUCGAUACAUUUUCAAAAUUAGAGCUACCAACAGGAGGGGACAGGGACCCCAGAGCAAGGCCUUCAGUGUUGUCAUGCCAGGAUCCAGCAGUGCUGCAUCGGCAUCUUCAAAAACCAAGGAAAGCAGCAGGACCAGCCACACUCCUUCGAGAGAAGAAACAGGGCACGAGGAAUCUGACGUCCAGUCAACAGAGAUCAAAGAGGAGCCAUCAACACCUCCCCCACCACGCCCUGCUGCACCCAACAACCGGCGUGUCCGACCACUUUCACAGACGCGCUCGUAUCACAGCAUCUUCUCUUCUGUUAGGGGCUCAGUCAGGAACCCCCUAAACAGAGGUUCAUCCAGAGGAAUAGCUCGUAAUGAAGACGAUGACGAGGAAGAAGAAGAGAAAAUAUCCACAACACCACCUCCAGUAAAAGAGACAACGACCAUGGAGGUUGUAGUAGAAACAAAGGAACCAGACAAUGAUGUUUCUCCUGAAUCUGAGGAUGAAGUGGAUUACGAUACAGAGCCCAUUACCACCAAGGCCCCCAGUCUUAAAGUUUUUACACCUUCCCCAACCAAACCUGCAUCUAUUCGUCCCAAACCACCACCAAGGAGGCCUGUUAAGAUUAGGGUCCAUCAAAAACCAGGAUCCAAAGCUUCUUCAUCUUCUACAUCCCCCUCUUCUUCAUCUUCUGCCUCAUCUUCUUCUUCAGCCGAUUCUUCUUCAGUAUCUUCUUCCUCUACUUCCUCUUCUUCCUCAUCAUCCUCACCUUCUUCACCUUCCUCAAGAAUGCAAGAGUCAGCAGCCAGUAGAAAAGACUUUGUAGUGUCUACAUACCCGGAAGGAAAAAACACCUUUGAUAAGCCCAGUGUAACACAUAUGAAACCUUCCACUGAUGUUGAAAAAGAGACCCAUUCCCAGCAAACAGAAGCUACAUCUGCAGGUAGAAGUUCAGCUUCAGCAGGGCGUACCAAUGGGGCUGGAUUUGGCUCUAGAUAUGGUUACAGUCGAAGACAUCCAGGAAUUUUGUUCAGAGGAAAUUCAACCAGAAUGCCAAAUGGUUACAAACCUGCUAUCACCUCACAGUCCAAUGUGCCAAACAGAACUCCCAAUCAAGCAACUACAAACACACGAAGCUCAGCAACAUCACAGUCCACUUCACCAGACAGGACUCAAAACCACAAAACAUCACCGAUUGUCAAUUCAGCAACAACUAGGUCCCCUUCAGAAGCUGGAACCCAAAGCCAGGUGACCUCACACACGUAUAACAGGCAAGACUCUUCUCAUUCAACCUCACACAACACACAGAGUUCCUACACAUUACCUGAGCAAGACACAAGAGUCAGAGAAGGAAAUAGUGACAGUACUUACAAAAACACAGACACAGAAGAAGCUAAAGAUGAAGAACCUACUUCAAGUUCUCCAAAAGAAGAGGAGGGAAGGGAUUCAGAGGGUAGAAAGGAAACCAGUAACGAAAAACUUGUGGUGCCCCGUACCAGAUUAAACCCUUCCUUUGUUGAAAGAUUCCCUUGGCUAGCCACCCGUUACCCAGGCAGUUUUAGUCAAGGGACAAGAGUUUCAUCUCCCAGGACAAGGACUUCAUCCUCCAUUGGGGCCGGUAGACCCACUAGGGUCUCAGGGGCCACAGGUGCUGCAGGAGUGUCAACCAUACAGGAAACAAGUGAUGAUCUGAGGACUUCCUCCACUCCUGACUCUCUAAAAAAUGUAGAAGGUGUUGAUCUUAUAAAACCUUCAUUGACUAGUAGAAAUACAGGAUCUAGAAACAAUGAAAACCCAGCUACCUCAUCAUCUUCAUCAUCUUCAUCAUCUUCCUCUUCAACAGCCACUUCUCCAAACAGAGAUUCCCAUCAUUCUUCAGAUGGAUACAAGGACUCAAGUGAGCCCAUCCACGAUGGAACCCUUAAAAACAAUUAUAACAAUUAUGAUAAGUUUCCUUUAAAUGAGGGGGGUAGAGAAACCAGUGGAAAAAACGAUCAAACUACAGAUGGCAUUGUAGCUCCAAAAAACCCUACUUCAACUUCGACAGACCCUCACAGAACUGAAGAUGACAAUGAGAGUUAUGGUACAAGGGAAACUUCUUCAAGGAGGAGACCUGGCUCAGGGUCUGGAAUAACUCCUCGUCAUCCCGGGGUUGGGACGAAUGGAAGGGUUCGCUCUCCUUUGUUUACCAACAGGCAGUUUGGUGGAUCAAGGCUUCCCAUCAGACCACAGUCAGCCCAGAACUCAAGGAUGGGCACUCCAGCAUCUGAUCCCUCAUCAUCAUCAACAUCAGACUCCUCUAGUUCCUCAGAUGUGCCACAGCCAGUUUUGAAUACAGAUCGUAGCAUUGGCAGCGGCACGACUGUGAGAAGAACUGGGGGAUUAACUGGAAGCAGCUCCCAGUCCACAUCUUCAUCUUCAGCAUCGUCGUCAUCAGCAAGAGAUGGAUUUAGGGGCCAGGGGGGUAGGACUCGCUAUCCUAUCAUCAGAGGGAAACCAACCAAUGGUGGAGGGCUUAAACCAGGCAAUGGAAAUGGUAAAAAUGGACGACCCAACCUGACAGCUACAAGUGAUAAAGAGUCCACUCCCUCUCAUGGAACCAGCAAAGCUGCUGGUCAGAGAUUUAUCACUGGACCUGAUGGAAACAAAUGGGUUGUGGACUUGGAGCAGGGCAUUCUUAUGAAUCAGGAUGGACAAGUCCUCCAGGACUCCCAAGGUAAACCCAGGAGAGUUGUGCUCGGAGAGGAUGGACGCACAAUAUUCGACCUCAUGGGUAGUCCUCUGGUAAACCAGGAAGGAAUGGCUCUGUUUGGUCACAGCCGAGAUAGUAGGCCUGUUGUCAACCCCAAAGAAAAGAUCCUCAUGGUAGGAGGGAAACCUGUCCUUGGUUUGGACCUUCCUCACCACAGGACCACCACAACCACAACCACCACUACCAUGGCUACAACCACCACACCUGAACCCACCACCACUGAAUGGAUCAUAGAGGAAACUACAACCGCACUGCCUUACCCAACCUGUCCACCUGGAACCUUCGCCAAAUCAGAUGAAUAUGGGUUUCCACUUCUUGACCCAGAGGGAAUAUUGGACUGUUAUCCAGAAGAGGAAUCCUCAGGAAUGGAAAUGGACCACAUGGUGCCUGAUGCUUUAGCUCUUGAGAAAGAUGAGCUUAUUGUCCAGACCACCCUGCCACCAACAACUACCACCACCACCACAACCACCACCACCACAACCACCACCACCACCACAAAGAAACCAACUCCAGAGCCAGACACCCAACCGAUGAACAGAGGGCCCUCAUCUGAGUUUGACCUCAGUGGGAAGAAGAGAUUCACAGCUCCGUACGUGAACUACAUCCGGAAGGAUCCAGGUGCUCCGUGCUCCUUGACCGAGGCUCUGGAGUUUCUUCAAGUCGACGUACUGGAAAGCCUGAUAGAGAAAGACAACCUUGCAGCCAAUCAGAAUCAGCCUCCUAAAAACAAGCCCCAUAACCUCACCGUGGUUGCCAUGGAGGGCUGCCACUCAUUUAUCAUCUUGGACUGGGCCCGUCCCCUGAAGGAUGACAUGGUGUCAGGCUACAUGGUCUACAGUGCUUCCUAUGAUGACGUCCUCAACAACAGAUGGUCCUCGAAAAUCUCCAGCGGGACACACCUGGCUGUGGAGAACCUCAAACCCAACUCUAGGUAUUACUUCAAAGUGCAGGCCAAGAAUGUGUUUGGUUUGGGACCAGUCAGCGAUACUCUCACCUAUGUCACCGAAUCAGACGAUCCUCUGCUCAUCGAAAGGCCACCUGGUGGUGAACCAAUCUGGGUCCCCUUUUCUUUCAAGUAUAACUCAGCCCACAGCAGCUGUAAGGGCAGCCAAUACGUCAAGCGAACAUGGUACAGGAAGUUUGUUGGUGUGGUUUUGUGCAACUCUCUUCGCUACAAGAUCUUCAUGGGAGACGGUUUAAGAGAGCCUUUUUACAGUAUAGGAGACACGUUUGGCCAGGGAGAAGACCACUGCCAGUUUGUGGACUCCUACAGGGACGGCAGGACGGGCCCGGCCUACCUUUCAAAUAAUCUGCCCUCAGCACAAGGAUAUUACCGUGCAUACAGACAAGAGCCGGUUACAUUUGGAGUUAUUGGCCGACGUACAUCCCAUCCAUUCGUAGGAUGGUAUGAAUGCGGAGUGCCAAUCCCUGGGAAGUGGUAAACUGAGGAAGAAGGAGACAGAGUUAUAUAGGGCAACCUUUCUGCUUCCUGCUGCAGGCGCUUACCUUCACUGGUACUGCCCUUUAAAAGAGACUAUUGCCUGCCUUGAUGGAAGGACACCACUACGACUUCAUAACAGCUUUACAGAAAGAGAAUAUAGUACUUUAAGAUAACUCAAUGUAUAUCAUUACAAUGCACUUUUUAUAUAAAGCAGUCUGUAUAUGAGGGGAAAAAGAAGCAUGUGUGCUCUUGCUUAGUUUAACUUUUGUCUGUAUGUUUCCUUGUACUGUUACCAGCGUUCCCAGAGACAGGUCCUCCCCCAGUGUUAUUUAUCUCACCAUGAAUGCACACAAGGACACAGCAGAGCCAUUGGACCAAAGCACAAGCUGCUGCACAAACUAUAAAAAUGAGCACUCAAGAUGUGUAUAGGUCUGUUAAUUUUCAAUUCAAUGAGAUUUGUAUUUGUAAACAGCUACUUUUUGUUUGUUUGUGUCCUGUACUGUUUUGUAUUUUUAUACACCCUCUUGUGUAUUAACUGAAUCCAUUAAACAUUAUUAUAUAUGUUUGUAUGUAUACAGACAAAGAAUAAAAGACAAAGUAUUUGCUCAGGAACUUUGGGAGAUUGAAUAAAGGUGCUGUGGAAACCGCAGCAAUCCAACAACAUGAAUCAUA
Molecule: messenger RNA, 6118 nt
Organism: Cheilinus undulatus (humphead wrasse)
Lineage: Eukaryota; Metazoa; Chordata; Actinopteri; Labriformes; Labridae
Gene: fndc1
Product: fibronectin type III domain containing 1
Exons: 23
Coding region: 15-5447 (1810 amino acids)
Molecular function (GO): protein binding
Source: RefSeq, a predicted model, not a curated record